CUUCUCGCUCGCGGGGAGGGAGCAUGGCGCGGGCGGAGCUCGGCUCUGGCUGCAGCAAGGCUGGGACCUGGGCCGGAUUUUCUCUCGCGAGGAAUGAAGCAUUGAUGACCCUCAGAUUAUAAUUCUGGUUCUCCCUGUUCCUCUAGCCAUCCUAACAAUGCAACAUCUUGUGCUCAUAGCUUUUCUUUCUGCUUCACUGUUCUUUCCACACCCUCCUUUUGCCAAUGGUGCUGAUCUGAACUCCGACAAACAAGCCCUUCUUGCAUUUGCUGCAUCUCUGCCUCAUGCAAGAAAGAUCAACUGGACCCUCACAACCCAGGUCUGCAGAUCUUGGGUUGGGGUUACAUGCACACCAGAUGGGAAGCGUGUGCGUAUGCUGCGGCUACCUGCAAUAGGACUAUUUGGUCCUAUGCCCUCGAACAUACUUGGCAAGCUUGAUGCCUUGGAGGUGUUGAGCCUUCGAUCUAAUCGUCUUACUGUUGGCCUCCCCCCUGAUGUACCGUCCAUUCCUUCUCUGCACUCUCUUUACCUUCAGCACAAUAACUUGUCAGGAAUAAUACCGACUUCCCUGUCUUCAAAUCUAGCAUUCCUCGACCUGUCGUACAACUCAUUUGUUGGUGAAAUCCCGUUGCAAGUGCAAAAUAUCACUCAACUUACUGGGUUGUCUCUCCAGAACAACUCUCUUUCUGGGCCCAUCCCUGAUCUUCACCUCCCCAAUAUGAAAUAUUUGAAUUUGAGCAACAAUAACUUUAGUGGGGCCAUACCGCUUUCUCUGCAGAAGUUUCCAGCCAAUUCUUUCUUGGGGAAUGCUUUUCUAUGUGGGUUUCCCUUGGAACCAUGUCCAGGAACACCUUCUCCUUCUCCAAAUGCACCAUCUCCCCAGGGCAGCAAAGAAGGCUUUUGGAAAGGUCUUUGGAGAAAGCAUCACACUAUUAUCAUAAUCGCACUAAUUGCUGGAGGAGGGGUAGUGUUGCUGAUUUUGAUUAUCAUACUCUUCAUAUGCAUCUUCAAGAGAAAGAGAGGUGGGGAACUUGGCACAGUUUCAUCUUCAUCCAAAGGAAAGGGUGUUGCGGGUGGAAGAGCAGAAAAAUCCAAGCAAGAAUACAGCAGUGGUGUUCAAGAAGCAGAGAGGAACAAAUUAGUUUUCUUUGAGGGCUGUUCAUAUAACUUUGACUUGGAGGAUCUGUUGAGGGCUUCAGCUGAAGUCCUUGGAAAAGGAAGUCAUGGUACGACCUACAAAGCCGUUCUUGAGGAUGGCACAACAGUGGUUGUGAAGAGACUGAAGGAAGUGGUGGCAGGAAAGAAGGAAUUCGAACAGCAAAUGGAGAUAAUUGAUAGGCUUGGCCAGCACCACCAGGGUGUUGUUCCCUUGCGUGCUUUCUAUUACUCCAAGGACGAGAAGCUCUUGGUUUAUGACUAUGUUCCACCGGGUAGCCUUUCAGCUGCUUUGCAUGGGAAUAAAUCUGCUGGAAGAGCACCACUGGACUGGGAGACAAGAGUAAGGAUAUCUCUUGGCGCCGCGCGUGCGAUCGCUCAUCUUCACAUCGAAGGAGGAGGCAAGUUCAUCCACGGCAAUAUCAAGUCAAACAACAUCCUUCUCUCGCAGGAGCUCAGCGCCUGUGUCUCCGACUUUGGCCUCGCGCAGCUCAUGGCCACCCCUCACGUUCACCCACGGCUGAUCGGGUACCGUGCACCGGAGGUCCUCGAGGGCAAGAAACCAACGCAGAAAUCCGAUGUCUACAGCUUUGGUGUGCUGCUACUCGAGAUGCUGACAGGAAAAGCCCCCCUCAGAUCCCCCGGACGUGAUGACUCCAUCGAGCACCUCCCAAGGUGGGUGCAGUCUGUGGUCCGGGAGGAAUGGACCUCGGAGGUCUUCGACGUCGACCUGCUGAGGCACUCGAACACCGAGGACGAGAUGGUGCAGCUGCUCCAGGUCGGAAUGGCGUGCGUUGCCAUUCCUCCUGACCAACGGCCUCGAAUGGAGGAUGUGGUGAGGAGGAUCGAGGAGAUCCGGAGCUCUGGUUCGGGGACAACAACUAGAACCUCUCCCGAAGACAAGCCGAGGGAGGAACACAUCCAAAUCACUUGAGGCAAAAUAGGUCUCAUACUGACGGCGUCUCUCAUGCUGCAAAUUGAGUUCAUAGUUUCAUUUCUUUACUGAACCUUCUCCGGGUGUUUCUAAUCAUUCUUUCAGUAAAUUUAUUUUCACUUAGUUCCAUCAUCUCAGAUUCUCAGUAGCUCAGCUGAUCAUCGUAGGGUGUUGUGGUGACUGUUUAGUGUAUGAUUGAUGCUGAUUCACUGAAUGGGCGCCUGUCACUUGCAUGUGACUGAGAUUUUCUCGAACUAUAUAUGCUUGCCCUGGUAUUGGUCUCUUCUGUUA
Messenger RNA from Lolium rigidum, 2380 nucleotides. RefSeq names its product probable inactive receptor kinase At5g58300. Bases 158 to 2089 code for a protein of 643 amino acids. Lineage: Eukaryota; Viridiplantae; Streptophyta; Magnoliopsida; Poales; Poaceae. Gene Ontology annotation, molecular function: protein kinase activity; protein binding; ATP binding. The transcript has 3 exons. Gene Ontology annotation, biological process: protein phosphorylation. The record is from RefSeq and is a predicted model, not a curated record.